UGUUUAGCAUGCCACGGUAGCCACCGCACGCAUGAGUGCCCCGACAAAAAAUAUAUCAAGCCGCGGAGUCCUUGCUAUCAUUGCGGAGGCGACGAUCAUUGGAGUGUCGACUGCACUGCGCCUAUAGAGGUCCAGAGGGCUUACCGCAAGAAGUGUUUCAUUUGCCAGCAGAGUGGACAUACUGCGCGCAAUUGUACCCACCGUGUUGAACGCAAGCCUUCGAUCCCGUGCCCUGCGUGCGGUGAUCCUGGCCAUUGGCCUUCGAAGCCGUGCAUCGCGUGCAGCAGUCCUGAUCAUCUGAUACGCCACUGUCCUGACAGGACUCACAUAAAACCAAACGUCCGUUGCCGCCGAUGCGGUAGCUCGGACCAUUGGUUUGUUGAUUGUACUGCGUCCAGUAAAGUGCGGAAUGCCUAUCGCAUGACGUGUCCCAUUUGUGGGGAGAAGGGACAUCCGCCACGCGAUUGUCCAAAUCGAGCGCAGCAUAAACCUUCGAGGCCGUGCGCUGCGUGCGGUAGUCCCGAUCACUGGUUGUAUGACUGUCCUGAC
Laetiporus sulphureus 93-53 is the source of this 549-nucleotide messenger RNA. RefSeq lists its product as uncharacterized. Gene Ontology annotation, molecular function: zinc ion binding; nucleic acid binding. The transcript is spliced from 2 exons. The record is from RefSeq and is a predicted model, not a curated record. NCBI's taxonomy places the organism in Eukaryota, Fungi, Basidiomycota, Agaricomycetes, Polyporales, Laetiporaceae. The annotation marks the transcript as partial.